AUGAGCGUGAUUUUUCGACCGCAACAGAUAUGUGCUGAUUUAUUGCAUCGUUUACUUAUAUCUAUAAAAUGCUCACAAUUCUACUGUGGGGCGGCUAGUCGGUGUUCUGCUGCUGUAGAAGAGCGUGAUCUAUAUCAAAUAUUAGGUGUGGAAUCAUCUGCUUCGACAAAAGAAAUUAAAGCUGCUUAUUACCAGCUAUCUAAAAUCUAUCAUCCUGACAGACAUGAAUUCGAAAAUAAGAAGCAGCUGGCUACGGAAAAAUUCUUGCAGGUAGCGGAAGCAUACGAAGUUCUAUCCUCCGAUGAAAAACGCAAAGCAUAUGAUAAUAAGUAUCAAAAGCGUAAUAUUCAGACCUCCACUGGGAGUUGGCCUACGCGGUCAAUAAGAGUAAAAAAGAAUUUCGAAGAUUUAGGAUUAGAUUAUAAAACAUUCGAAGAAUUCCAAAGAAGUGUAAAUAACAGGAGGCGCAUGCAGCAUCACCACUGGCAAAUGCCUAAUGAAUAUUUUGCUCAUUUCGGCAGUCACCGUAAAUUUGCCGAUACUUUCCGUCCACGAACAACCUCUUAUUUUACUUAUAGUUACAAGGAUCCGAUGCAGCGACAGCGUGAGAUGAAAGAAUGGCUAAUUUUAAAGGAGAUUGAAGAAGAAAAACUAAAAUCUAAAUAUAAAAUACCAACUUUUGCAGCGAUGGAAAAAGAACGGUUAAGUCGAGAACGAAGGGAAAAAAUGAAAUCCAAUAUUUUACUUCUUGUUUCUGGAUGCCUUUUGGUGUUCUUUUACAAACAUAAUGCGUAG
Messenger RNA from Thelazia callipaeda (thelaziosis nematode), 795 nucleotides. The record is from the annotation of a GenBank genome assembly. NCBI's taxonomy places the organism in Eukaryota, Metazoa, Nematoda, Chromadorea, Rhabditida, Thelaziidae.